Molecule: messenger RNA, 1224 nt
Organism: Anastrepha obliqua
Lineage: Eukaryota; Metazoa; Arthropoda; Insecta; Diptera; Tephritidae
Product: phospholipase A1-like
Exons: 3
Coding region: 1-1224 (407 amino acids)
Molecular function (GO): lipase activity
Source: RefSeq, a predicted model, not a curated record
AUGACUCAAGUGUACACUGAAUUGUUUCUAGCUCACUUUGAUGCAAAUUUCAUGCCGCACAUAAGUGGUGAAGCUGGCUCCCUUGCAAGCGCCAUGAUGAAGCACGUUGCCAAAAGCUGCGACGCAUCGGCGUCCCGCGCGGGGUUGCGCUCAAGAAGACGACCUGUAAUAGAAGAAGCGCUCUAUCAAUAUAACGCUCCGAAAUUCCAAAACCGGUUGGGCGAUUGUGAGCCAUUUACUGUCGAUUUCAUAGCGGGACUCGUUUCGAAGGAGGCACGUCAACUACUCGAUCCAGGAUCACGUCCACGUCAAAAGCAAUUGCGAUACGAUCUGUUUACACGUCUGAAUCCACACAAACGACAAGUACUGUUAACUGGCGACCGCAACCGGCUGCUGACCUCGAACUUUAAUGCCAGCUGGCCAGUCAGAUUCUCCAUUCACGGCUGGAAUGGCCAAACGACUACCUGCUCGAAUGCCGCCAUCAAAGAUGCCUACCUCGCCGUGCACGAUUACAAUGUCAUUUUGGUCGACUGGACAGAUUACUCAUUGGACAUAAAUUAUAUACGCGUGGUUGCGGAAAUUUUCGAAAUCGCACGCAAAUUCAACGAGUUCACUCGUUUCCUGCACAACCAUACCGCCAUCCCGUUCAGUGAAAUGUACUUAAUAGCGCACAGCGCCGGCUGUCACAUAGCUGGUGUGGCUGGAAAAUUACUGCAACCAGACAAAUAUGGCGUCAUCUAUGCGCUCGAUACUUCCGGACCCAUUCACCGAAGGUUUGACGCGAAAUGGCGUCUCGCCUCAACGGAUGCCAUUUAUGUGGAGUCCGUACAAAGUGACGUAUCAUUAUUUGGCUUUCCCGCCGACAAUCUCGCACACGCUUCUUUCUAUCCCAACUGGGGUCUGGGACAAGCGCAUUGUCCGAAUGCAACGACAAUGGAACCAGACUUUACAUGCGAUCAUUUCGGUGCUUUGUAUUACUUUGUGGAGUCGUUGCAGAAUCCGUGGGCUUUUGGUGCAAUAAAGUGCAAGAAUUAUAAGAGCAUAGAAAACUACACAUGCGGCUGCGGUGCGCCGCAUUGUAGGGCGAGUGAUUUUAUGGGUGGUGAUCCAGCGGUGCCGAAGAAAGGCGUCUUUUACUUUAGCACGCGUAAGACAAUGCCCUACGGAUACGGCGAGAUAUGUCGAAUGAAAAGACCGAUCAAACCGACUAUAGCGAGGAUAUAA